Molecule: messenger RNA, 857 nt
Organism: Raphanus sativus (radish)
Lineage: Eukaryota; Viridiplantae; Streptophyta; Magnoliopsida; Brassicales; Brassicaceae
Product: protein MOTHER of FT and TFL1-like
Exons: 4
Coding region: 110-631 (173 amino acids)
Biological process (GO): positive regulation of seed germination; response to abscisic acid
Source: RefSeq, a predicted model, not a curated record
AUGCGCUCAACGAUUCUUCUUCUAUAAAUAAAAGAAUCUCUACUUCUCUCUCUUUCUCUAUCUCUCUCUCUCUCUCUCUUUCUCUUUCUCUUUCUCUUUCCGUGGAUCGAUGGCAGCUUCGGUUGAUCCUUUGGUGGUUGGAAGAGUGAUCGGAGAUGUGUUGGACAUGUACAUCCCCACCGCCAACAUGUCUGUCUACGUUGGCCCCAAACACAUCACUAACGGCUGCCAGAUCAAACCAUCAGCCGCAGUCAACCCUCCUAGAGUCACCAUCUCCGGCAACUCCGAUGAGCUUUACACCCUUGUGAUGACUGACCCAGACGCACCUAGCCCGAGCGAGCCGAACAUGAGAGAAUGGGUCCAUUGGAUUGUCGUAGAUAUCCCCGGAGGCACCAAUCCAUCAAAAGGCAAGGAGAUACUGCCAUAUACAGAACCGAGACCCCCUGUGGGGAUUCACCGUUACAUAUUGGUACUUUUUCGGCAGAGGUCACCGGUGGGUCUGAUGGUGCAGCUGCCGCCUUCUCGAGCCAAUUUCAGCACCCGAAUGUUCGCCGGACAUCUAGAUCUUGGUUUACCUGUGGCGACAGUUUACUUCAAUGCCCAAAAAGAGCCAGCUUCACGCAGACGUUGAUUCCACUAAGUAUACUAAAGAAUAACAACGAGAGCAUUUUCAGGGUUUUAUCUGAAAACCGGACUGGAAAGAAAUGUGGCUUUUAUAUGUCGAACCAUAUUUUAUAAUUCCGGUGCUCGCAAUAUAUCUGUAUAUGUAGUAUAGUUUACAUAGCCAUACUAAUAUGUUUGUGUGCUUGUGUUACAUGAAGUUGUUUGCGUAUAAUAUAUGGUUUUAGUUUGUGUGA